Molecule: messenger RNA, 5137 nt
Organism: Myxocyprinus asiaticus (Chinese sucker)
Lineage: Eukaryota; Metazoa; Chordata; Actinopteri; Cypriniformes; Catostomidae
Product: phosphatidylinositol 3,4,5-trisphosphate 5-phosphatase 2B-like
Exons: 27
Coding region: 1271-4975 (1234 amino acids)
Biological process (GO): phosphatidylinositol dephosphorylation
Molecular function (GO): protein binding; phosphatase activity
Source: RefSeq, a predicted model, not a curated record
UGCUAGAGCUUGUGUUGUUCACUUCCUGGAGAGAGAGAGGAGGACGGAGAGAGGAGAGAGAAAGAGAGAACAAGGAAACCAACAAGGAGGAUGAGAAAAACAACUGGAACUGUAGCAGAAAGACCCAGAGAAGCUGAGGCUGUGGAAGUAAGAUGAAUUGGGAACUGUAGAGACAGACCACUUCAAAGCAUGUGAUCAUUAUUUAGUUACAAUGUAAAGGUGGUUGUGUAUGGGACUGGUUAGAAAGCAAGAACAAGAAACACAAAGACUAAUAGAGAGUUCUGAAAGCACUGUGCUCAGGUUCAUGCACCAGUGAUAUAGUGAGGUCACUUAGAGGAAUUUACCCAGGUUGGUGUUUUAAUUUAUUCUCCCCUCUCUCUCUGACAUCUGGAGUUGCGCAGCACUUCCUCCGUCUGACCCCCCUUUGGUAGGGGGCCAUCCAUUUUGAUCUUGCAUCUGUAUGACAACCCUCAGGGGACAUUAGCACGUCGUACCUCGGGUACGAGGUUUUUCCGCAAUCAUCUCUGCAUCUGCUACAAAUGCUUGUUGUCUUUAGUGGAGUUUGCAGACAUCAGCUGAACUUCCCAAAGGGGUGUUGCCUUUGCCUUAUAAGGCGAAAUCAACCGAGUGGAAAAGUAUUUGAAUUUGUGGUGGUACUGCUACAUUGCCUUCUCACGUCUGCUUAGUCUGGAACUGGUGCUUUGCUCCACUCUUGGUUCCUCUUCUUGGAAGUGUCUGUGCUGAGAAUGGUCGUUGGAAAACAAUAGCAGCUUUUAUCAGUGGGGUGUGUAGCAUGCAUAUGAUUGCAGAUGAAAAUGAAAGUUCUCACAAGUGAGUGCAGCUCACAAAAGGAGGAGGUGACAGAUACUGGACCUGGAUCUGCCCUCGGGUCAAAUACGCAUCCUGAGGAGGCCUGUUUUUGAAACACUCUCUGUUCAACAUAUGCUCAUGUGAAGUCAAAAACAUUAGAUAGUGGAAACAAGGCUCUUGGAUGCUGGAUCUGACUUUACUUGCUAAGCUUCAAAGAAGGUUGGAUGAAAUGUGAAAGCAUCACACUGAAAAGAGGGGGAGAUGUCAGUGUGGACCUCUAAUUUUAGUGUCAUUGAAGAUAACUGGUGGAGACAAAAAACAAUAUGAGACCGUUUUUGUUUGUGUCCUCUUACCUGGCACAUUCUAUUCUCUAACUUGGAUCAACCACCCAGAAACAUCAGUUUUGUCUGUAUUCUGGAAAUUACAGAGCUGGGACGCUCAUUUUUUGUGCUACAUCACCAUGACAGCAGCAUCAUGGUAUCAUCGGGACAUCAGUCGCGUGCAAGCAGAAGAGCUGCUGGCUCAUGCUGGGAGAGAUGGCAGCUUCUUGGUGAGGGACAGCGAGUCUGUACCCGGAGCUUAUGCCUUGUGUCUGCUGUUUCAGCAACAUGUUCACACAUACCGAAUCCUCCCUGAUGCAGAUGGAUUACUGGCUGUGCAGGCUACACAGGGAGUGCAGGUGAACUGUUUCCGUAAUCUUGGUGAUUUAGUUGCUGGGUAUCAGCAUCCCCACAAAGGUCUGGUGGCCCCUUUGAUUUACCCUGUUGUGUGUGACACAGAGCCCAAUGAUGAGAGUUCAGGUUUUCUUCUUGAUACAGAUGGUGAUGAUGAGAAGCCAAGUUCAACAUUCGCCUCUCCACCCCGAGCAAUGUCCCCUACAGGCCACCCUCCACCUUCCAGUUCAGCAGCUCCUCAAUUGCUGCUGCAGAGGCUUGAGGAGCUCAGCCCAACUAGUGUAGGCUGUGAGAUCAUUCCAUUACUGGAUGAUUAUCUGCAUGGUCAUGUGUUUAUGGACCUGGAAAAUGUGAAAAAAGGAGCAUCAGGACUGCAACACUUCCAGUGCAUCCUCAACCGUGCCUGCAACAGUCUCCACAGCGAGAUUGACCAGACACUGUUCAGUUUGGAGACUUUGGCGAAAGUUUUUGAUCAUCCUGGUGGCCACCUCACCUCCACUAUGCAGAAAACAGGGAAGAGCCCUGAAGAAAACAUGGAUAAUCUACUUCACAAGCUCACUACUUUAUGCAACCUAUUGUCUUCCCUGGAGAAAAGGGUUCUCACAGCUUUGCAAGAGGCUGUAACCAGUCACAACUUAUCUUUGCAACCAGUGACUCCUCUAGAAGCCAUCACAGCUCCAAAAAAACAGGCCAGGCCUAAUCCUGUGCACAGCUUUCAGGUGAAAGAUGUCAGGUAUGGCAGGCAAAAAGUGUCAGCAGACAUAGAUGCAGGAGUACUGCUAUUUGACAAGAAGUCUGGCUCAUUUGGUGUGGAGACUGUCACACACGACAGGAUUGUGAAGGUGGUAAAGUUUCAGAGAGGUCCUGCCAAGCUGAAGAUGGUCGUGGACAGUCAUCACAACCCUCCGAGAGAACUGGUCUUUGAGAACAUAAAGAAACGAGAAGCCUUCUGUCGGCUGCUGCAGCUUAUGAAAGCUGCUCACUCCCAGCAGUCUAAGCUUGACAUCAUCUCUGUGUUUGUGGGCACCUGGAACAUGGGGGGCACCACUCCAUCCGGUUCACUGCAGUCCUGGUUUACUUGCUGUGGUCUGGGUCUCACCCCAGAUGAGUCCAUUGCCUCAGUGCCUCAUGAUAUCUAUGCAGUGGGCACUCAGGACAACCCGCAGAGCGAGAGAGAGUGGGCUGAUAAUAUCAGAGCCACACUCUGGAAUGCAUCCAAUAUUGACUUUAAACAGGUGGCAGUGCAGUCCCUUUGGAAUAUCAGACUGGCUGUGUUUGUGAAGCCAGAGCAUGAAAGAUGCAUCACUCAAGUAAACACAGCUAGUGUAAAAACUGGCUUAGGAAACACACUUGGAAAUAAGGGUGCAGUAGGUGUUUCUCUCCUCUUUAAUGGUACCUCAAUGGGCUUUGUGAACUGCCAUCUGACUUCUGGUAGUGAUAAAGCACUCAGGAGGAACCACAAUUUCCAGGACAUCCUCAGGCUGUUGUCUCUUGGAGAAAAACAGUUCAGCACUUUUGACAUUAGCCUUCGUUUCAGUCAUCUCUUCUGGUGUGGAGACCUCAACUACCGCCUGGACCUUGAUGCACAAGACAUAUUAAAGCAUGUUUCCAAGCGAGAAUUUGAGGAGCUGAUGUGUGCAGACCAAUUGACCAGAGAGCGACAUAGAAGAAAAGCCUUUUUUAACUUUGAGGAGGAGAAGAUUUUGUUUCCACCCACCUAUCGGUAUGAACGUGGUUCUAGAGACUGCUAUCUAUGGCAGAAGUACAAGUCUAGUGGAAUGCAAGUCAAUGGGCCUUCAUGGUGUGACCGAGUUCUGUGGAAGUCCUACCCAGAAUCUCACAUUACCUGUACCUCGUAUGGUUGCACAGAUGACAUCUUCACCAGUGAUCACUCUCCUGUUUUUGCUACUUUUGAAGUGGGUGUGAUAUCACAGUUCACAAGAACAGAUUCAGGUUCAGAGCGAGCCAGCAUUGAGCUAGAGGCGAUUGAGGCCAUAGUGAAAACUGCUAGCAAGGCCAAGUUUUUCAUCGAAUUCCACUCCCGCUGUCUUGAAGAGCCUCACCGUUCUGCAGAGAAUGACUCCCAGUGCUGUGAGGUGGCAGGGUUUCUUAAACUUGGCUGGUCUUCUAAGCAGUUCCCCAAGCUUCACCCAGUUUCCUCAGAUUUAGAGCAUCUCCGGGAUCAGCACUUGCUAUUUUCUGUGAAGUCAUGUGAUGGCUUUGAGUCAUAUGGUGAGUGCUGUGUGGCUCUUCACUCGGUAACAGAUAAAUGCUCAGAAUCAUUUCAGACAUGCUUGACUCACAGAGGGGAAGAGAUGGGCUCUAUUAGAGGACGAAUUAGGGUCCAUGUACCACCAGACCGCCGAAGGAUCCGGGAAAGGAUCUAUGAGUGGCUCUCUGUUGAGAAGGAUGAGAAGGAACUGAUGAAGGACCAUUUGUUUCCACCCUCCUCCUGUGCAUUGCCUGCUCAAGCUCCAUCAGUCUCACACACCACAGCCCCAAACAGCUACACCAAUCCUGCUUACUUUAUCUUUGAGGGGGUGCCUGUGUUGCGGAGGGUGGAAGAGAUUCCCUCGCCCUGCAAGGAGUCCCAAGAAGUGUGGGCUGAAGACACUGUGAUAAAGCUCCCUAGAGUGACAGGAGGCUACAGCCAUGGCAAAAGGUCUGCUCUGAGGUCAGACUUCACAGAGAUUGAGAUUCCUGGCUCUCUAGCACCCAACAAACCUUUUUGUGAGAGUUCAAGUGAAUUGCCAUUGCCUGCUUCCUCUUAUCAGCUUUUUCCUGAACCAGAUGUCCCUAAUACAUCGCAAAACCAGAGACAGGGCACUUCCUCAAAACAAUACUUACAGUUACAGUCCCUUAAGAACAGUAUGACACAGAAUUCAGUAUUAUCAGUAAAAAAACUCACAAAUUCUUCUUAUAUGAACCAUUCAAUUUUUUCCCGGGAAAUACAGAUGCCACUAAAGGAAAAAGUCCAAAAGGACUAUCACAGGCUCCAUGAAGGCCAGCCCAAGCCAAUGAGAAAAGGUCCAAAGCUCUACCCAAAUAUUUCCACUAGGGUUCCAAUCCGUGAAUCCUCAGCUCCCUGGGUAAUUGAGCAGCUAACUGCAGCUUCAGGAGACAACUCACUUACAGCCCUUCAAAUUGCAAAAUCACUAAGUGAGGUGGAUUUUCAACCCGUAGAUAGGAAAUACCAUUUUCAUCAAAUUUCAUCUCAGCAAAAGCAUCAUGGGUAUGAUUAUGGUUUAGCUAAUGAGAGAAACUACUGUUGGGAGAAAGAGGUUUCUGUCUUGCAUGGAGCCCCAGAAACAGUGCGAGAGCUGCUUAGUACUCUUGGUCUGCAGCGCUACACUCUGGGCCUCGCCCACAAUGGCUGGGAUGAUCUUGAUUACUUCAGUGGUAUUACCGAGGAGGAGCUGUGUGCAGCAGGUGUGUCCAACCCAUCUCACCGACGAAGAAUCUUGGAGAACCUGCCCAAGAUUUGGGACUGAACACAGAGACUGGUUCACUAUCAGGUUAUAAUGUAUUGUUCAGGAGAUUUUUUAUGAAUGAUGAGAUAAAAUUUUGCCUCAAUUAUUUUUUUUCUUGCUCGAUUUCAAAAGUUUACAUUUCAUUUGUCAUUUCAUUUGUAAUAAAGUUGUAUGCUGUAUUAA